AUGGAAGAGCGUCGUGGGUCAUGGAGGAGCGUGGAGGGUCAUGAAGGAGCGUGGUGGGUCAUGGAGGAGCGUUGUGGGUCAUUGACGAGCGUGGUCGGUCAUAGACGAGCGUGGUGGGUCAAGGAUGAGCGUUGUGGGUCAUGGAGGAGCAUGGUGGGUGAUGGAGGAUCAUGGUUGGUCAUGGAGGAGCGUGAUGGGACAUGGAGGAGCGUGGUGGAUCAUGGAGGAGCCUGGUGGGUCAUGGAGGAGCCUGGUGGGUCAUGGAGGACCGAGGAGAGUCAUGGAGGAGUGUGGUGGGUCAAGGAGGAGCGUGGUGAGUCAUGGAGGAGAGUGGAGGGUCAUGGAGGAGCGUGGUGGGACAUGGAAGAGCGUGGUGAGUCAUGGAGGAGAGUGGAGGGUCAUGGAGGAGCGUGGUGGGACAUGGAGGAGCGUGGUGAGUCAUGGAGGAGAGUGGAGGGUCAUGGAGGAGCGUGGUGGGACAUGCAGGAGCGUAUUUGCUUUUGGAGGAGCGUGGAGGGUCAUGGAGGAGCGUGA
Procambarus clarkii (red swamp crayfish) is the source of this 534-nucleotide messenger RNA. RefSeq lists its product as uncharacterized. The record is from RefSeq and is a predicted model, not a curated record. NCBI's taxonomy places the organism in Eukaryota, Metazoa, Arthropoda, Malacostraca, Decapoda, Cambaridae.